Messenger RNA from Chelmon rostratus (copperband butterflyfish), 1684 nucleotides. It is a transcript of the gene dera, whose product is annotated as deoxyribose-phosphate aldolase (putative). The coding region runs from base 104 to 1060 and encodes 318 amino acids. Gene Ontology annotation, molecular function: deoxyribose-phosphate aldolase activity. The record is from RefSeq and is a predicted model, not a curated record. Gene Ontology annotation, cellular component: cytoplasm. The transcript has 9 exons. Gene Ontology annotation, biological process: carbohydrate catabolic process; deoxyribonucleotide catabolic process. NCBI's taxonomy places the organism in Eukaryota, Metazoa, Chordata, Actinopteri, Chaetodontiformes, Chaetodontidae.
CGAGCAGUCAGGAAGUGGAGUGCAGAGCUCAGCUAGUGUUGGCUGCCGCUCUUCAUGUCAGUGUCUGUACAGGAAUAAAUAACGUUUCUCUCUGUCCUUCGACAUGUCGGCCAGGAACCCAGGAAGUGAGCUAGACCUGGAGUGGAUAUCCAAAGUGAGAGUGAACACACAAGCUGUCCUGAAGAGAGCUCAGCACAUCCAAGGGCAAAAGAUCCCCAAGAAACAGUGGCAGGCCGCCUGGCUGCUAAAGGCUGCCACAUGUAUCGACCUGACAACUCUGAGUGGAGAUGACACGCCGUCCAAUGUCCAUCGGCUGUGUCUGAAAGCCAUCCAGCCGGUCCGAUACGACCUGCUCAAGAAGAUGGAUAUGCACAAUAAAGGAGUGACUACAGCAGCAGUGUGUGUGUAUCCGUCUCGUGUGGCUGACGCCGUCAAGUCACUAAAAGCAGCCAACUCCAGCCUUCCUGUAGCCUCAGUGGCCACUGGCUUCCCAGCGGGCCAGACACCGCUGGAGACCCGCCUGCUGGAAGUCCGCAUGGCAGUGGCUGAUGGUGCCACCGAGAUCGACAUCGUCAUCAACCGGACGCUUGCCCUCACGGGACAGUGGGAAGCCAUGUAUAAUGAGAUCCGUCAGUUCCGGGAGGCCUGCGGUGAUGCCCACAUGAAGACCAUCCUGGCUAUUGGAGAGCUGGGCACCUUCACCAACGUCUACAAAGCCAGCCUGGUCGCCAUGAUGGCUGGCUCGGACUUCAUCAAGACUUCCACAGGAAAGGAGGCUGUCAACGCUACCUACCCUGUCGCCAUAGUGAUGGUGAGGGCCAUCCGUGACUACUUCUUGUGUACAGGCCACAAGGUGGGCUUUAAGCCGGCAGGAGGAAUCCGGACGGCUCAGGAGUCUCUGCUGUGGCUCACGCUGAUCAAAGAGGAGCUGGGCAAUGACUGGCUCAGCCCUCACCUGUUCCGCCUGGGAGCCAGCAGCUUAUUGGCUGACAUCGAGAGGCAGAUCUACCAUCACGUUACUGGACAGUAUGCAGCCUAUCAUGAGCUGCCUAUGGCCUGAAGCCGUGGACGUCCUGUUUUAGCGACCAAUCACACAGGCAGCACACUGACUCGUCUUUUCAGUUAACCACACUCAUGUUCGAUGCUUUGAUGCAAGACUUGGACCAACGUCUGUGACACAGAGAAAGCACGUCUUAUCUGUAGCAGUGCACUAACUUGUCCAUGCAGACAGUGUACAUGUGAAAUACAAACAGUGGAAUAAACUUUGUCACAGUAUUUUCUUACAGACAUAAUAAAGCAGCUUAUCAUGUCUGUGUGAAGGAUGUGCUGGGUUUCACGUGAAGCAGGAAAAAGAAAGAAGAGAAUAUUUAUCCUUCAUCUCCUGACAGACUUAACUUUGGGCUUUGCUGAUCUUACAAGCUAAAAGAUGUAUGUGAAAAGAUACAUGAGGAAAAAGAAAACUAGCUCCUGUUCUUGCCACCUCUACCCAGUGGUACAGUCUUUACACAGAAUUACAUUGCAGUUGUAUCACUCACAUUAGGAACAGUACUACAACCUGGAUUACAAUUUUUUGUUUCCUCCCAGCUAGUCUGACAAAGUAAAUUAGUAUAACAUGAACGGAGGAGAAAGGGUGUGUACCAUCAGUGCUAUUAAUAAACUGAUCAAAUGAUCGAUCAUUUUAGGA